AUGGCUAAAAUCGAGCGGAUAGUCCCAAUCCUCAACCCUGCUUCCAUCGAAGAGCCUCCAACAACUUCUCCAUUCGAGUAUACUCCAAUCAAAACCACAGUCGAUGGCAUUCGACUGCUCAUCCUCGAACCAGCUCAAGAUUCUACCACCUUGAUCAAUUGCAGAUUGAUCCAGGUCACAUUUGCACAGAAACCGAAGUAUGAAGCACUUUCUUACACAUGGGGCGACGAGACCAUCCGUCGAAAAAUUACAAUUGAUGGGUAUGACUUCACAGUUGCUCAGAAUCUCUUUGAUGCCUUGGUACACCUGCAACACCGCUCUGAAGAGAGGGUUCUUUGGAUCGAUGCAAUCUGUAUCAACCAGUCCGACAUUUCCGAGAAGAACUCGCAGAUUAGCUUUAUGCCGUUUAUCUACACGAGGGCGAAGUGUGUCUUAGUCUGGCUAGGUAUUGUCAAUGCACCUUCUGAGCAGGAGAGCGGCGCUAAGGCAAGCCCGGUUGCAUGGAGAUCCAUCGAACCAGACCCGGUCCUGCGAACUUUGGCAGAAAAUCCAUACUGGAGAAGAGUCUGGAUUAUUCAAGAAGUCGGUCUCGCGAGGAAAAUUCUCGUCCACUAUGGUACUGUUCAGAGAGAGUGGUCGGCAUUGAUCAAAAACUUUCGGUCCAAUUCAGAAACUCGGGAUAGUUUGCCGGUCAAGCUGCAGAAACAGAUCGAUGAGAAAUAUGAAGAUGGCCAUAAACUUCAGGCUUUGAUUGAGAAUCAUCGAGAUUCCCUCUGCAAGGAACCAAGGGAUCAUAUUUAUGGCUUCGUCGGAUUGGGGGUGGAUUGUCAGGACGGCUUUCCUAUGGAUUAUGGGAAAAGUCCGUAUGAGGUUUGGAAGGAUGUUAUUCGCUUCAAGAAUGCCAAUCAACCUAAGAAUAACCCACCAUUUUCCGAGCCUGAAAUUGACACACUUUGUUUCGGAAAAGUGGUCCAAGAUUUACUGGGAGGCCAGGGAAUCGCGACUGCAGAAGACCUUGCUCGAGAUAUCUUUCAAUCCACCCUAGUCGACUUGGAGCUCGACGAAGACGAGAAAACUGCCAAAAUUCUGGUUACGGCACGUGUUUCUGCGCGGAUCGUUCACUUGGGUCCUACCUACCAAGAAAUCAUGUCCAAUUUUAAAGCUGUGGCGACUUGGAAAGCCAGCAUGAAUCGCCAUCUUUUCCCCAACGAGCAACCUUCGGCAAGGGAGGAGAGUGAUCAGUUCUUAGAGCUGUUGGAGGACGUUGAGGUCGAGGACUUGAGAAUUGUGGAAUCGUUCGACAGAGACAUUUCGGUCCCUAAGCCUCAGACGCCGGAUUGCUUGCUCUUUGCUGAUCAGAACGUUCGAAAUUUUGACGAGAUGCAGAGCGACAAAUUUGUGGAGCCAGAGCCGACCUCCACAGAUCCAAGAUUGUUUUUGCUUGGUGGAGUUCCAGAUUAUGGCGACGAGUCAUCCGGGAAGGUCGGUCUUGCUCCACACAAAAGCCGGGUUGGAGAUUAUAUCUGCUUGGUUCACGGAACUCAGAAAGCCAUCGUGGUCCGAAAGGAGGAAGGGAAGGUCAGGGUGAUUGGAACUGGUGCAGCGGCAGAGAAUCGAUACAAAGCUGAAGCUUCAAAAGAGGAUAGUAUAAACACAGGGAAGAGGUUUGGAACUACGAAUCUCAAGUUCAUUAACACUGAGAAUCGACUCGAUCUCUAUGUUGAUAUUGCCACGGCGUAUCAGUUGAUGGGAUAA
Molecule: messenger RNA, 1755 nt
Organism: Hyaloscypha bicolor E
Lineage: Eukaryota; Fungi; Ascomycota; Leotiomycetes; Helotiales; Hyaloscyphaceae
Product: HET-domain-containing protein
Exons: 2
Coding region: 1-1755 (584 amino acids)
Source: RefSeq, a predicted model, not a curated record